Messenger RNA from Nerophis lumbriciformis (worm pipefish), 2591 nucleotides. It is a transcript of the gene gcna, whose product is annotated as germ cell nuclear acidic peptidase. Gene Ontology annotation, cellular component: nucleus. Lineage: Eukaryota; Metazoa; Chordata; Actinopteri; Syngnathiformes; Syngnathidae. The record is from RefSeq and is a predicted model, not a curated record.
AUUUCAUUCGACGAAAGGAGGCGCCGGAUUCAAACCUCGCUUAGCUAAGUGUUUUUUUUUAAGCAACCGAGAAACAUUCAGCCGUCAUUGAACAGAGGAAAAAACAUGAACGAUGAAACCCGCAGCUUAUUUGAGCGAGUUUCCCAAAAGAUGGGGUGGAUUGGUGACAAUGCACUGGACAUAGCAGAGAAGAAGCUGAUGAAUUCAGUUGGAAAGAAACGUCACAACAUCCCAAGUGGCUGUCCUGCUGUGAAUUGGUCAAUAUCCCCUGUCCAUCCUCGAUUUGACGACGACAAAGAGAACCAGGGCGACAAAUGUACAGGCAAGGUCUUAACGGAGUCCAGCGAUGACGAAUUUGACAAAUUUCUCGUGAGCCAGGCUACUCCAAAAUCUAAAGCUGCCUCAAAGAAACCACGCAGUGUUGUAAAGACCGUCAGUUCCAAUGUUGCUAUUGUGAAUUUGGAUGAUGACGGUGACACAUUUGACAAAAUCCUGGUGAGCCGGGCUACUCCAAAACCUAAAGCCGCCUCAAAGAAACCAUGCCAUGUUGUGAAGACCGACAGUUCCGAUGUUCGUACUGUGGAUUCGGAUGAUGACAGUGGCAAUUAUGACAAAUUCCUGGUGAGCCGAGCUACUCCAAAACCUAAAGCCGCCUCAAAGAAACCAUGCCAUGUUGUGAAGACAGACAGUUCCGAUGUUCGUACUGUGGAUUCGGAUGAUGACAGUGGCAAUUAUGACAAAUUUCUUGUGAGCCGGGCUACUCCGAAAGCUAAACCUACCUCAAAGAAACCAUGCAGCACUGUGAAGAAAGACAGUUCCAAUGUUCCCACUGUGAAUUCAGACGAUGACAGCGAUUUUGAAAAAUUCCUGCAACGUGUGAAAAUGCCAACGGCCACACCGAAAAAACUGUCAGAGAGUGAGGACAGCCUUAAAAAAUUCAUUGUGGAUGAUUACUCAUCAGAUGAUGACUUCAUAUUGACAAAAUCAUCAUGUAAAGGACCUAAGAAGAACAACACUCCAGCCACACUAGAUGCUUUCAAGAAACCUCUGUCCCUGUCUCAGUGUGGCCUCUCUGUUUUCAUUAGUGACAGUGAUGAUGAUGAGGACAAUAUUGUCAUCAAGAGCACUUGGAGGUCUCGCCACACAACGCCAUGUUCUCGACCUAAACCUGGCAGAAAUGCAAUGCUUCAUGACCAGAAGAACAGCCCACAGUCACCGUUUUUGCUCCCUGCACCCUCCUUCGUCUUUCCUCAGCCUUCCCGCCAUCCUGCAGCAUCUCCCAAGCAUACGCUUUUCAUUCCUUCCAAGCUGGAUGACUCAUCCAGUUCGGAAGAUGAGUUCAGAUCCCUACUUGAGAGACUUAAAAAGAACAACACAUCUACAGGCUCUUCGUGUUCUCCUAAGACGAAAAAAGAAUGCAGCCAGGACCCACCUGUGAAGGUACCCGCUAAACCGAGGAUUGCCAGAUCCUUAGGUGAAGAACCUCUUGACGCAAGGACUCCAGCGAAAAGCACCACCAUGACUGUCAGUCAAACAGAACCCAGACAGGGCCCCGUCAGCAGGUUAGCAGUGUGCAAAACCCCAGGUUGCUUCCUGGAGUCCCUGAUAAACCCUUGCUCCAGAUAUUGUCGUCAUUUUAAAAAACACAAGGAAGAGCUCACCAGCAAACUAUAUCAGAUGUACAACAGCAGCGUGUUUGACAAUAAACUCCCAGUCAAUAUGUCUGUGACUUGGAAUAAGAAGAUGCGUAAAACAGCAGGCUACUGCGUUACUGGGCAGGAGCAAAGAGACGGGAACCGAUACGCUCGCAUAGAACUCUCUGAGAAAGUCUGCGAUUCUGCAGAUCGCCUCAGAGACACACUGAUCCACGAGAUGUGCCACGCAGCAACCUGGCUGAUCAACGGCGUAAGGGACGGACACGGAGGCUUCUGGAAGCUGUAUGCUCGCAAGUCCAUCCUGGUGCACCCUGAGCUACCAAUGGUGACUCGCUGCCACAGCUAUGACAUCAAGUACAAGUUUAUGUACCAGUGCACUCGCUGUCAGAACAAGAUCGGCCGCCAUUCCAAGUCACUGGACACGCAGCGGUUUGUGUGUGCACUUUGCACUGGUCAGCUCAUCUUGCUCACGCCGUCAAAGCCUCGCCCUCCGACACCUUUUGCUAGCUUUGUCAAGGAAAACUACAAGACUGUACGCCAGGAGUUCACGGGUCAAAGUCAUGCAGAAGUCAUGCGAAAACUCAGUGCAGACUUUGCAUCAAAGAACAAGGUCAGUGAAAAUUGACAUUCUUGCCUAAAUAAUGGUGAUGUAAGUGGAACACCGCAACAGAACCACAGUAAGAAUAUAAUGGAUGUAUACAAUGGCCUAGUAAGUGAUCAGUUGUGUAUUUUAGGGUCAAUGUUUAGAUUCUGAGCCAAUCUAACUGUGGUGUUUUAUAAGGAGUUGACUUCUAGAUUAUCUUGUGUCCGGUUUUAUACAACUAAUAAAAGUUUUCAUGUUUAUGCAUCGAAACUGGUCAUUUUUUCCCUCCCACAAAUUGUAUGAAGUCUGCAACAACAAAGGUCAUCAUACUGCAAAAAGUCAGUGUUCGAAAA